CGCUGUCACUGUUUGGAGCUUUGACACGCUGAGCUAUCAGCUGUUUCAGCGCUAGCCUCCACUAGCUCCGCUAGCUAGCAUCAUAGCAGGGAAAGUCACCGUUAGCCACAAGCUAACCUGGACGCUGAAAUGCACUGGUGACACUGUAUCGGCAAGUUGAGGCUUAACUAAAAAAUAACAAGUGUCGGUCUUUGGUAUUUCGGGUUGUUGUGAGUGAGUAGACUUCUCAUUGCUGACCGUUUGCGACUAGCUAUCUAAGGUCCUCUGCACUGCCCUGACUUUGAUCUGAGCCAGAGAAUAAGAGGCUAACAUGGCGACCAAAGCAGGAGAUAACCCUGACAGCCUCAUGACUCUGGCUACGAUCUUCUGCCUGAGGAACCUUAGGAAGACCAUGUGCUACCAGGGCUUCAGGAACAAGCUCUGUCUGCGCUCCGACAUCUUCCUGCCCAGCGAGAUUUGCGACAAGCUGGUCAACACAUACAUGGAGUUGGUCCACACAGACAGUAACUUUGAACCAGAGGAGAGCUUCUUCCAACUAUUCUCAGACCCUCGAAGCACCAGAUUGACCAGGGUCCAGCUGAGAGAAGACUUUGUACACGACAGAGAUCUGGAGGCCAUUAAAAAGCAGGACCUGAUUGAGCUUCACCUCACCUACUGCAACAGUCUGUCGUCCCGCAGCUUGAAAACACUGACCUGCUUCCGUGAGACCUUGGUAUCUCUUUGUCUCUUCGGCUGCAGCCACAUCUUCUACAGGAAGGGUGGCGCCCCGCUCGCCUGCAACGAAGACACGGAGGACGAGGAGGAGGAGAGCCCUGCUUCCAGGCAGGCUUUAGAGACAGACUUUAACUUCCAGGGCUUCAACCGCCUCAGGUUGCUCAACUUGGGGGGCCUGCCUGACGAGGUGGAUGCCGAGACCCUGCUCAAACCCCUCAAGUCCCUCACCUCACUAGAUCUGUCUAAUGUACAAUUGCUGGGAACAGCUUUUCUCACCCAGUGGAAAGACAGACUGGCAUCUCUUGUUCUCUACAAUGUGGACCUGUCAGAGGAGUUGGUCAGUACAGUGGUGGAGAUCGUUAAUCUCAGGCAUCUCGAUAUCUCACGGGAGAGCCGGCGCACCUCGAAGUGUAAGAUGACCAGGAAGAUCCUGACGGCAAUCGUACAGCGUCUCAUCAACCUGGUAUCACUGGACAUCUCAGGUCACAUUAUGCUAGACAACUGCACAGUUCCACACUUUGAAGAAGCUAUGGGUCGGCCAAGCAUUGAGCCGUGCAAGAGCAGCAUCUAUCCUUUCCAGGAGCUGAAGAGGCCGCUGCAGUUUUUGGGCUUGUACGACACCACCCUCUCUAAUGUGACACACAUCCCUGCUUAUAAGGUGACUGGAUCAAAGAAUGAAGAUCAAGUCCUAAAUGCCAUCGAGGCUUACACAGAGUUUCGCCCUGAGCUGGCUCACAGAGCCAUCAACCAGCUGUUCGACAUCGCCAGGAUACAACACUGCAGCCAGCUGCUCCGAGCUCUGCAACUCGUCAUAACAGCAUUGAAGUGCCAUAAAUAUGAUAAGAGCAUCCAGGUGACUGGCAGCGCUGCUCUGUUCUACCUGACCAACACAGAGUACCGCAGCGACCAGAGCGUGCGGUUGCGCAGAGAGGUCAUUCAGGUGGUUCUGAACGGGAUGGAGCAGUACCAGGAGGUCACUGUCCAGAGGAACUGCUGCCUGACUCUGUGUAACUUCAGUAUUCCAGAGGAGCUGGAGUUCCAGUACAGUCGGGUUAACCAGCUGCUGCUGAAAAUCCUGGAGCCAGCCAGGCAGGACGAAUCGAUCCAGAGAAUUGCUGUGCACCUAUGCAAUGCUUUGGUCUGUCAGGUGGACAACCAUCACAAGGAAGCUGUGGGGAAGAUGGGAUUUGUCAAGACGAUGCUUAACUUAAUCCAGAAGAAGCUGCAGGACAGAAUGUGUGACCAGGUGAUGGAGUUUUCCUGGAGCGCUCUGUGGAACAUCACUGACGAGACGCCCGACAACUGUCAGAUGUUCCUCAACUGUCGGGGCAUGAGUCUCUUCCUGGAGUGUCUACAGGAGUUUCCAGACAAGCAGGAGCUUCACCGCAACAUGUUGGGGCUUUUGGGAAAUGUUGCAGAGGUCAAAGCACUGAGGCCACAGCUGCUCACCCCACAGUUCAUCACUGUAUUCAGUAACCUGCUGGACAGUAAGGCGGACGGGAUCGAGGUGUCGUACAACGCGUGUGGCGUGCUGUCACACAUCAUGUUCGACGGGCCGGAGGUUUGGUCGAUGGAAGAGCCGCGGAGAGACACUGUGAUGGACAAGAUGUGGGACGCCAUCCAGAGCUGGGACGUCAGCUCACGACGCAACAUCAACUACAGGUCCUUCGAGCCCAUCCUGCGGUUGCUGCCUCAGGGCAUCUCCCCCGUCAGUCAGCACUGGGCCACAUGGGCGCUCUUCAACCUGGUGUCAGUUUACCCAAGCAAAUAUUGCCCCUUGCUGAUUAAGGAAGGAGGAAUAAGUCUUCUCGAGAAGGUUUUGGAACUGGACAGCUCCCAGCCAGAGACCAAGGACAUGGCCAGCAAAGUAAUGGAGCAGUGUGAAAACUUCAAAGAAGACCCGAUGGAAACGAGUCAAGGCCAGGAGGUGAACUAUGGACAGAGAGGUUGACACCACAGACUCCCAGCAAACAUCAGACAAACCAACCUGAGGCCCCUCCUACUGUCACCACCACCACCACCACAAGGCUCACGUGUGUGCAUUACUAUUCUCAUUCAUAUUAUUUUGUAGAGCAGACCCUUUGGGAUAAAAUCAUACUAUAUGACACAUAGGACUUGUGUUUUGUUGUGAGGGUGCUGACCUCUGCUACACAUCAGCAUCUCUUCUGUUGGGACGGGUCUGUGGGAGUGGGUGACUGGUCUCUCUCACUGUGUGCGUGUGCGUGUUUGAGUGUGUGUGUGUGUGUGUGUGUCUGGCGUGUCAAAGAUUUAACGACAGAACAAAACAGUAUAGGAGUGACGCUUGGUUCUCAUUGGACGGUGACAAAGCCCUCCCCAGCUCACUACCAGUAACUGUAUAACAUUGAACAAAAGGCUGGAGGCGCGUCGUCGGCUCGCUCACCCUCAUUCAUUCUUGUGCAGGUUGACACAAUCUAUAUUAGCACGUAUGUGUGUAGGCUGCAGAGAAGCAUCACACCGAUGUUGACGCGAGGGGAAGUCUUCCCAGACUUUGUGGCACAAUGAUGGACUUCUUUGUUAUAUAUGUAAAUAUUUUGUUUGUCUCAUCCUUUUACUGUGUGUAUGUUUUAUAAUAUAACUGUAAACACUCAUGACUUUACUCUAUACUUCAAUUUGUUUAGGUUUUGAUUUGACAUUCAGUCAGUGCUAAAAAAAAACUAUAAAAACUAUACACAGAAUACCCGAUCAUUCAAAUGUAGUGUGGCGAUCCUGGAUUAUCUCUUCUGUAAAAGGACAUUUUUUUAGAUUUAGUUGCUUCUGUUUUUUAAUUAUCUGGUAUUUGAACCUGGUUAGCAGCACCGAGCUUCAACUGUAAAGUCAAAAGUCAAAGUAUGGAGAUGCCAUAGGCCAAUGCACAGAGACAUGAGACAUGAUCAUGAAUAAAUAGUUGGAAGAACUUAGACCUCAGUGUUGGACUUCACUCAUGCUCUACUAUCUGAAUGAUGCAAAUCCUUGCAGCCAGGUUUAACAUCUGGUGGAAAGCGUAAUAACCAGAAGGGUGGAGGCUGUUAUAGUAACAGUCUAGUGCACGUGGUUCCACUAUCAUAUCUGAUUUUAAUGUUCAAAGAGUAUUUGUUGGCACCUACAUUACCCAGCAUGCACCUGCCUCAGACAGCUCUUUGUGGGAGAUCUGGGUGUUCAGUGGUGGUAGUGGAGUGGAGAUGAGGAUUGGCCGCCAAACUUGUAGUCCAGGUCCCAACUGAUGCUGCCUCAAGCGACAUAAAUUGAUCAGAAUUCAGCCCUCAAGCUCAACUGUGCUUCCAUAAGCCAAGUUUGAUGCCAGAUAAUUUUAAAAAAAGGAGAUAAGCCAAGUUUGAUGCCAGAUAAUUUUUAAAAAAAAGGAGACAAGGCUGCAGGAAACUAGUGAUGUGCCAAUGAAGCCUCAUGAACCAUUGUCAUUAUUUUCUGAGCCCACUAGAUGGUGCUAUUGGUUUAAAGAAAAGGGCUGAAGCUAUGGUAACUGAGUGUGUUUUCAGCUCUUUGUUUAACAGAGAGCUCCAUCUAGUGGACUCAGCAAAUAAUGACAAUGGUUCAUGAAGCUUAAUUGGCACAUCACCACAGGACACCUCGUCCUCUAACAACACUUGAUGGUUUUUACUGGUCGGUCAACAUGCUGCUAACUAACAGCUUCACCUUUAUCAAAAGCUUCUCGUAAGUUUAGGACCAGAUGAAGCAAUAACUGAUGGGAGAGAAAUAGAAUAAUGCAUUAAUAUGUAUGCUUAGAGUUGAGUUGUUGGGGAUGUGCGGCCCUCGGAGCACACGGAAGAGGAAGCUGAUGGACUUUGAUCAUAGAUUCCUAUGGGCCGGCAGUAUUGCACACCAGAUUUGGAACAGUUUGCUGUUUGAUUGGAGUUGCCUACUGUAUUUUCAUCUUGGUUUAAUUCUUUAACCCUCUGGGACCACUAGGGACAUUUUCAGCCAUAUUUGUCUUUUUUUACUUUUGUUUUUUCAAUAAUUUCGGCUAUAAUACUGCAAAUGGCAUCAUUUAAAUGGAAUAAUGUUUUUUUUCUUGAUAUAUUUUGAAAUUCAAAUUUUAGAUUUUUCAAAUGGGCUUAUAAUACACUGUGCAGAAAUUCACUACCCUUUCAGGCCCUUAAGGCUAAAAAUGGCCACAUCCAAAAAAAUGCUAUAAAAACUUUACAGAUUAUUUUUUUUCUACUUUUUCUGCAUAAACCUCUUAAACAACUUCCACCCUGCUCAAAACUACCAAACAAUCAAUUAUUUUGAGGAUUUUUACCCUUUAAAUGCCAGUUUAAUUACCUGAUGUCACUGCUUUUUAAGGAAAAAACACAAAAAAAAGUUAUUUUCCAUAUAAUAAAUAUUUUUUGGCUGGGGCAUUUGUUUUUAUCACAGCUUUGGAUAUGUCAAAGAUAAGCCACAAAAUUGAUUUUGAUGCAUUUUUAGUUUUUGUGUAGUGUCAGAUUAAAAAUGUAAUGUUGUAUGUUUUUUCUUUGGUAGUUUCGAGCAGAGCGGAAGCUGUAGAAAAAAAUUGGAAAAAAAUAUAAAUCUGUAAAGUUUUUAUCACGUUUUUUUUUUAAGCGGACAUUUUCAGCAAGGGUAGUAAAUUAAAGUGAUUCCAGAGGAUUAAACAUUCUAGUAGUGAUGUGCCAAUGAAGCCUCAUGAACCAUUGUCAUUAUUUUCUGAGCCCACUAGAUGGAGCUAUUGGUUAAAGAAAAAGGCUGAAGCUAUGGAAUUGAGUGUGCUUUCAGCUCUUUGUUGAACAGAGAGCGCCAUCUCAGAAAAUAUAGAAAAUGGUUCAUGAGGCUUCAUUGGCACAUCACUACAUUCUAGUGUUACCAUUUAAAUUUAGUUCCACUUUAAUAACUUGCCCUGAAUGGUGCUGAAUGAGCAGUUUUGGCAGUAGGAUUUUUGGUGAUUCGUUGCACUCCUAAACCAGCGAUUGCCAGGACUGUAACGACAACACCGCUGAUUUUGCAUAUCCAAUGUGAAACGUAUUGGUCUAGAUGAACCAGAUAUAUUGAACAGUGGUUUCUCAUACGUGGCACCUCAGUGUGUGUAGCUGGUUCAGCCUCUGUACAGAGUGAUAUUCAUAAACACAGUUAAGGAUUAUGUUUUUAAGAUAUUUCAUAUCAGUCGUGUUGGGUUUACCCACUGACUCGAUUCCCUGGUUCUCAUGUACAGUUUUCCCUUUGUGUGAUUUUUCAGAGUCUGAUUGGUUUUUAUCACUAUUUCACAGGAAAUUAAUGUUGGAGUAAGCAGUGGCGUGAGGUGAAAAGCUUUUCUUGAGCCUCACUUAAUGUUUUUGGAAUUCAAAUGUGUGGAUAUGAAGAGAACUUACCACAAAUAUCCUAGAUAAGUAGAUGAUCAGUUUUCUAUCCUCCAUCACCUAUUCUCUCUAAUUUGAAAUACUUGAAUGUUCCAGUUUUAUGCUUUCCAGGAAGAAAUAAUGUCUAGAGCUGAAAACGGCCCAUCGAUGUCAGAGACAGCAGGUAGCUACUGUUGGGGGUUGACUGUUAUUUAUUAAGAUGUAUGUGCUUAAAUAAAGAAAAAUCAAUAAUAAAAAAAAAGUAAAAUACUGCUUCAGGGGAACUGCUGUGUCACAAACUGUUUCAAAUUUCAUCUACUAAUUUCAUAAUGUUUCUGGAGUCUGUUAUUGAUUUCUUUUGUAACUGCUGAUAAGUGUAAUCCAAAAUGGGAGUGAAGAAUAUUUGAUCAAAACCUGAUGGAGUUCCAGUUUUUUUCCUGUUCUAAAUAGUAUCAGGCCAUUAGUGUAAAGAUAUAAAUAAGCAAUAAAGAUGGAGUGGCAAAAAUGGGAA
This is a messenger RNA of Centropristis striata (black sea bass), 6510 nucleotides long. It is a transcript of the gene zer1, whose product is annotated as zyg-11 related, cell cycle regulator. The coding region runs from base 311 to 2665 and encodes 784 amino acids. Gene Ontology annotation, molecular function: protein binding. Gene Ontology annotation, cellular component: Cul2-RING ubiquitin ligase complex. NCBI's taxonomy places the organism in Eukaryota, Metazoa, Chordata, Actinopteri, Perciformes, Serranidae. The transcript is spliced from 16 exons. The record is from RefSeq and is a predicted model, not a curated record.